AUGAAAGGCGUCACUUUCCCAGUAACUGUUGUGCUUCUGAUACUGGUGCACAGCUCCCAGCCUGUCUAUGUCCAGGAGGGGGAAUUCUCAUUCCCGCUUGAGGCUGUAAAGAAGCUGAAGGGAUUCUUGGAUGCGGAUGCCAGAGCCAGUCCUCGGAUGAUGGCUAGGACAAGUUUCAUUUCUGUAUGUGCAAACCCGGAGCUGCCCAAAGAAUUCCAGCCCGUAUGUCAAAGGGAAGAUGCACCCAUCAUUUUUAACAGGCUGAACUUGGCUGUCCAAGACAUGGAUAUAUGUGAAAUCUGCGCCAAUGCAGCCUGUGCAGGUUGUCGCUGAGGAAGG
Molecule: messenger RNA, 339 nt
Organism: Chelonoidis abingdonii (Abingdon island giant tortoise)
Lineage: Eukaryota; Metazoa; Chordata; Testudines; Testudinidae
Gene: GUCA2B
Product: guanylate cyclase activator 2B
Cellular component (GO): extracellular region
Molecular function (GO): guanylate cyclase activator activity
Source: RefSeq, a predicted model, not a curated record